AUGGAAUCUGACAACUUGAGACGUUUGGAGAAUGCACUGGUCAAGUUCCACUCGUACAAGCGGAACAACACCUCCAAAACGAACAUCCUACGUCUGUCGCUCCUUCCCUUUCUCAGAAACACCAGCGCUCCCUGGUCCGCGCACCGGCUCGAUGCGGUCGACAAAAGAUCCAGAACCCAGUUUCUGGAGCUCGCCGUCGUGCUUUUGCGCUGGUGGAAGGCGCUUUUAGCAGCAGUCAAGGAGCUACAUCAGAUGACGUCUAUCGACAGAAACUGCUACUUGGAGGCGAUUUCCAGAAUCGUCGGCCGCCAAGAAUGGCUAGAGAUCUCUAAAGACCCGAACUCUGAGAUUUACAAACAGCACAACACACAGCUACUCGAGACGUUCGAGUUCUGCAUAGCAAGACUCGAUGUGAAGAAUAUCAACCUGCCAAUCAACGCUUUUGUUGGGAAGAUCUUUGCCCACGCCUUUGUGAAGCUGCCCGAUCUCUCCCGCGGCAUCCUGUUCCUCCUAAACUCGAGGGUCAAAAAUUUCAAGGAAUACUACGACCUGAUGGUUCGAGAAAAAUCACCUCACCAGCCUGUUCCGGGCCGCGAUAAAAAAUACUUUGAGGACGUGAUCAACGCCACAUUGUCGCAUUUCCCACAACACCUUCAUCCACUCAUCAAGUCUGCCGAGCAGCCUCGUCAAACCAGGUACAAGCUCGAAAACAAGGUUCUUAACUCGAUCACACCGCCAUCUGCCAAAAUCACAGGAAUUAGCGACCCGCGCGGACUUUGGUGCACCAGAUGGUCGUCCCUCGAAAAUAUUGACCUGUUUUGUUCAUUUUUACGUCAUUAUCUCACGCUUAUCUCAUUCUAUGUGCAACAGACUAAAUCGCUUUCCGCUCCGGAAGUUUACGCCCUUCCAGGCUUUGCAUAUCUGAUUACUCACAUUUUCGAGAUUGUUGAUUUCCAAAUCUUCCAAGCCGCCCAACGCACAUGCAGCCAGUCCACAGAAUCGCAGGUCGAUAAGUUGCUGAAGCUGCUCCGCGACUUCCUGGCGAACGCCCGCCAUGAGUUCGAGCCUAGUCUCCGGAGCGGAGUUCUGAAGUGUUUUGACACUGUAUUCAAGCUGGUUUUCUACAAGACUACGAUCUUCCAAACAGAGAGAAUCGACCUCUGUUUCGAUAUAUGGGUCAGAUUUGUGAGAAGCAUAGACGAGACAAAUUCCUAUGCCACUCAGGAUUUGGAUUGGAAAUUCUGGAGCGAUACAAUUUUCAAGAUGCUCAACUCGGAGUUCAUCAACAGCGAACUCAAGGCGCUCUCUGUUUUGUAUCAGAUUUGGGAUUAUCUUCCAUCCAGCAAGCCACCACAGGCAGAUUGGGUUUCUGAUCCUAACGACACCCUGAAAUAUAACAUGAUAUUAUAUCUCACGAGUUCCGACAACUGGUCAAAGUUCUUUGGUCACUACUUGCCCUUGGUGAGAUGCUACUAUAUCACCUUGAUGGUUUGGAAAGUUUUGGGUUUGGAGUCUCUACAUCUUAGUGCCAAGGGCAGUUUUGCCGAUGUUAUGACAGGAAAGAAAGUCCAGGCGAUCAUACAGACACGUUUAGACCAGAGUUACAGUGUUUCAGAAAAGAUCCCCGUGGUUCCUACCGACCCGCUUCUGAACAAGAAGUUGGCUAUUGUGAGCGCAGGUCCUAGAGACGAUCCGUCAAAGAGAGACAUUGUCAGGUCGCAUCCUUACGAAAUCCUGGAUGAUGCAAUUUACACCUGUGCCAACCUGUCUGUGGGCAACUCGACAACUAGUCUCUCUUCUUCUGCCUCUUAUGCUUCUACAACGUCCAUGACGAGCAAGAGGUCGAAGCUAGCAAGCCACUGGGUUUCAAAGUUUUUCAAGAAGAAGGACAGCGACGUGGACUCCACACAGUCAGAAUCCGUGAACAUUCCUCCGCCAACGGCCGUGUCAGGGCAAUCGACAUUCUCCUCUCAAAGCUCGCUUCUUCCUCCAUCGACUUCCUCAUUGACUUUGUCUUCGAAGUCCUCAUCACCAAGCAUUCUUUCUUCCGCUACCACAUACAGUUCACCUCAGUCAUCGCUGUCUUCGGUAGAGUUUAUUGACACCAGCAACGAGCCAAACAACAGGCAAAACUUACCCGUUGAGCUGUUGAUGAGGCCUCCAGAACUGGGGAAACCAAUCUACAAGUUCCAGCUAGUGGUGAACGAGAACAAAAUCCACGAUUCUCUCAAACAGCUGCAAGACUUCAAUGUCACUAAGUUCAACAGCGAAGAGUCACCGUAUUAUAACGCAAGACCUAAACUUCCAGGACUUGGCCUAGAUAUUUGUGGUGGAAGUAUCUGCAGUGAUGACGAUAUAGACAUGGACUCUCAAGACUCAAGAAGCUUAGAUUUCCAGUUCAGAUCCGCCAUGCCUAUGGUCACAGCAGAACUCGCUCUCCAACCACUCCCUUUUAAGGCUACUUACACGAAUGCUGUCUAUGAGUACAACAAGAUUGCUCACGAGUUUGAGCAGUUUGUCAAGCAAAGACUCGAUUCUGCUUCUGGAACAAGUACUCCAACAGAUGCUGCACUAUAUUUAUUCAGCGACAGCCUGGCUGUCUCCAUUCCAGUGCUGCUUUCAGAGGCUCCCGAAAAGCCCAACGCGUACUGA
This is a messenger RNA of Ogataea parapolymorpha DL-1, 2652 nucleotides long. RefSeq lists its product as uncharacterized. The transcript has a single exon. Bases 1 to 2652 code for a protein of 883 amino acids. The record is from RefSeq and is a predicted model, not a curated record. NCBI's taxonomy places the organism in Eukaryota, Fungi, Ascomycota, Pichiomycetes, Pichiales, Pichiaceae.